AUGGCUUCGCAUUAUCCUCAGCCGGAUUCUUACCACCACACGCGCCCCAAAUCAUCUGUACUCGCCGGUCUACCUUUCAUUCACAGGAGAAACCCCUCAGCCGGAGCUGUACUCUCUUCUAACGCACCAUCCAACGAGUUCGUCGCCACUCCAGUGUACGAAGCAAUGCCGUUUCUUCCACCGGACCAUCCCCAUUCUCGAGCCCUGGGAGAAAUCCAUCAGAAUCAACAACCUCAACCUCCAGUCUCGCCAAAGAAAUCGAGGGAGGGGAAGCGCCCAAAUACGACUGAGGAGGGGUUCAAGUCGCUACACAAGAAAACUUUGAGUUCCAUCUCACUAAAGUCUUUGGCUGGCAGAGAUUCCGACAAGGUUACAAAACCAAAGGAAUCCAAAUCCAGCAAGCCGAAGAAGACGAAAUCAUCAACCAAUCUCGCAACCCUCCUCUCGCGCCCAAAGUCGUCGAGAAGUCUACACAAAGAGGCCGAAGCCGAAGCUCGCGCACAGAAAGACAAAGAAAACCAAACACCGAUCUCGUCGUCGCCUUCAGAAGCAACCCGACCCCCGCCAAUAUAUGCUCAGUUCUCCACCGAACAUUUCGCGAAGCAACCACUAGGAGGGAAAUUUCUUGAGGACGAGAUAGACCGAUACACCCCGGAGAAUUACUCUCCAGGAAAGCAGCGCAACUUUUUUCAGGGGCCUGGACAACAACCUACUCUGACCAAACGCGAUGAGACUCUCGAACGACCCAAGAUGCCAUACUUGCCUAGCAGCUUCAGCGUACAGGAUAUUACCCGGAAAGUUAGCAAUGGAUCCAGGAAGAGUGCCGAGCUGAUGCGUCGAGUCUCUGGGGGUAAACGGCCAAGCUUUGACAGGAAAACAACAGGAUCCUCUGCUAGAUCUGAGAGCUCGGACAAGGCAGCUCCGACCAAAGGCCAACGAGUAAUGGUCGCUGUAUCAGCCUUUGGAGGAAAGACACAGAAGGUAGAUGCUCAACCAGAGCAAGUUCUUCAGGACAAAGAUGUUGAUCGGGAGUUCGAGGCCAUGUUGGACAGAAGAAAUAUCCCAGAACAUCAGCGUGGGAAAAUGAGAAAUCUUGCUAUGUCAAUGAAGAAGGAUUUCGUUAGACAAGACUGGGCGGAAAUAGCUGCUGCAAAGAAUGGAAGACCUGGAACGAAUGGUAGCGACUCAAGUGCUGAUGCUACCAGCGGUACCCAGGCUGUUCCUGAAGUCAAAGCUAAGAGGCCCAGAAGUCGGACGUUUACCUUGUCGAGAGGAAGCAGCAAGGAGCCGCAAUCGCCAACUAAGAAGAAACCCGAAGGGACAUUCGGAAAGCACACACGCACCAAGUCGACCGAAAGUGGAAAUGGAGCAGGAAAAUCAUUGGCCGCAACUGGUGUUGCAGCUGCUCAAUCGAUCAUCGCCAAAGCCAAGGGACAACUGCCAGAUGAUUUUGUCUCCUACUUGAGGAAGGUUCAGAAGCCUGAGUUGGUUGAAGUUGGCCGGUUGCAUAAGUUAAGGCUGCUUCUCCGCAACGAGACCGUCGCUUGGACAGAUGAUUUUAUUGGUCAAGGAGGAAUGGAGGAAAUUGUUGGCUUGUUGCACAGAACUAUGGAAGUGGAGUGGAGAGAGGAGCACGAGGACGCUUUGCUUCACGAAGUCCUGCUUUGCUUGAAGGCACUUUCAACGACUGCUCUUGCUCUUCAUCAUCUCGACAAGAUCCAGCACACCUUAUUCCCCGCACUUCUACACAUGAUAUUUGACGAAGAGAAGAAAGGACCGAGCGAGUUCACCACUCGUAACAUUGUCACUUCUCUUCUAUUCACAUAUCUCAAAUCCGCGCCGAUCUCCGAACGAGCUCACCGAGCCAAGAUACUUCUCUCGUAUCUCAGGGAUCCGGAACCGAGCGAGUCACAGCGACCUGUCGGCUUCGUCCUUGAUAUGCGACGUCCUCGGCCAUACCGAGUCUGGUGUAAGGAAGUAGUCAAUGUAACCAAAGAAGUUUUCUGGAUCUUCCUUCACAACCUGAAUGUCGUCGCGCUUCCAGGUGCAAGACACCACGACAGCGAGACUAUGUACGAGACAAGUAACGCAGCCAUCGCCUCUUUAAUGUCUAAUAGCAGUUUCGAUAGCUCAAACCCACACCACAUUUUCAUGGCCAGACACUUCCCUCAGGAACUUCCACCCGUGCCGGCAGCUCCAUACGUGGGAGGAGUUGAGUGGGAUGCUACAAACUAUCUCGCCUCACAUCUUGAUCUUAUCAACGGUAUUAUGUCAUGUCUACCCACAAAGGAAGAACGGAAUACCCUCCGCGAACAGAUGCUGGUGUCGGGUUGGGAGAAGUGCUUGGGAGGUACACUUCGCUUAUGUAAGGAGAAGUUCUACGGUGGCGUACAUGCCGGCUUGAGAUGCUGGGUUGCAGCAGCUGUUGACGAUGGUUGGGAUACCCGAGACGUACGAAACGGUCCUUCAGUUGAGCCCAAGAGUCCGGUGAGGCAAAGUCCCAAGAAAACUGCCGCUGCUUUGACACCUCCACCGAAAAUCGAUAUGAAGCUGGACUUUGCGGGAGAGAAACAAAGGAAGCCUGUGAACGACGAUGUUUGGCUAUAG
Cadophora gregata is the source of this 2607-nucleotide messenger RNA. RefSeq lists its product as uncharacterized. The coding region runs from base 1 to 2607 and encodes 868 amino acids. Gene Ontology annotation, molecular function: small GTPase binding; actin binding. NCBI's taxonomy places the organism in Eukaryota, Fungi, Ascomycota, Leotiomycetes, Helotiales, Ploettnerulaceae. Gene Ontology annotation, biological process: actin cytoskeleton organization. The record is from RefSeq and is a predicted model, not a curated record. The transcript is spliced from 2 exons.